AUGAGCGUGCUGAAUAAAAACCUGGCACUGAAACCCGGACAGGAACCCGAAAAGAUAAUGAGAUCCAGCAGUAUUUACAAGUUAACACCGGUCCUAGAUCAGGACGGUAUUCUGCGGAUGAACGGUCGAAUGGAGGCAGCAACCGGCAUGCCGUUCGACAAGAGAUAUCCCAUCAUUCUUCCCCGGAAGCAUGGGCUGACGAAAAAGCUGAUACAAGUUUACCACGAGAACUUCGGGCAUGCUAAUCGGGAAACCGUGGUGAACGAACUUCGCCAGCGGUUCUGGAUCCCAAAUAUCCGAAGGGCAGUCUUUCAAGUCGCUCGACAGUGCAUCUGGUGCAAAGUGCAUCGCUGUCUUCCCUUGGCUCCGCUGAUGAGUCCGCUUCCGGUUUAA
This is a messenger RNA of Wyeomyia smithii (pitcher-plant mosquito), 393 nucleotides long. RefSeq lists its product as uncharacterized. The transcript has a single exon. The coding region runs from base 1 to 393 and encodes 130 amino acids. The record is from RefSeq and is a predicted model, not a curated record. NCBI's taxonomy places the organism in Eukaryota, Metazoa, Arthropoda, Insecta, Diptera, Culicidae.